UUCUGGUAUCAGCUUACAAUUCUUCCAAUCUCUCUCUCUUUUUAAAACUUCUUCCUUUUCAGAAGGCGAUUGUAGAGAAUACUGCAAAGAGCAGCUACAACAAGAGAGAGAUGGUGAAGGAGCUCAACAAGCUUUCAAUCCCGCAGAAAGAAAACGAUGUCUGAGAGCUUUGUAUCCUUUUCAACCCUGCAUCUCUGAGGAUCUGGUGGUGGCAGCAGUGGUAUAGAAGAAAGAGAUGAAGAAGACGGCACCGACAUGGGCGUAGCAGCACCGACUCAGCCUCUGUUCUCUAACCCAUAUCAUCCAAACCCAAUUGCCAAAACCGGGGGCCCAGGCCCACCUAAUUCCAUCACUUCUAUGUCCCAAGGCUUCCAUCAAGGCAUCUUCAGCUUCUCCGAUGGAUUCGAAAGAUCAGCGCACCAAGAUCAGCAGCAGCAACACAUCGCGCAACAGAACCGACGGGAUAAACUGAGGGUGCAAGGAUUCGAGUUGGCUCCACCGCCGUUGGUAGCGAUCGAAGAGGAAGAACCCACUGAAUUGCCCGUCUAUGAAACAGGCGGCAUGUUGUCGGAGAUGUUCAAUUUCCCAUCGGGCGGUGCAGCCACUGCUGCAGAUCUUCUUGACAAUCAGAUCACAUCAAAUUACCGUCUCCAGCGGGCCACACCGAUCGGCGAGUGGUAUGGUAGUAGGCAAGGGAUGGUGGGGAGCUUGGGCUCGCUGGGAGAUUCAAAAGAGAGACAGCAGAUAGGUGGUAGCAAUGGUGGAAAUGGCCGCAGCAACGAUAACAACAACAUAGGCCAGCACCAGAUUACAGGCAUAAAUGCAGAAUCAGCUGCAGCCAUGCAUCUUUUCCUCAUGAAUCCACAGCCAAGAUCACCACCUUCUCCUCCCCCAACUUCAUCCUCUACACCCAUCCACAUGCUGCUACCUAACCCAUCUCCUGCUCUCCAAGCCUUCCACACAGCUGGGCCUGCCGGAGCAGCGUUUGGCAACGCUUCGAUCCCUCAGUCCAAUUUCACAUGGAUCACUGGUAGCGGUGGCAGUGGUGAUGGUAGCAAGAUUGGAGGAGUUGGGGAGAGCCAAGGGCUAUCAUUGUCGCUCUCUUCGUCUCUGCAACAAUUUGAAGUGGCGGCCAAGGCCGAGGAACUAAGGAUGGGAGAUGGGGUUUUCUACUACAAUCAAGUUGGUGGGCCUUCCCCUUCCUCUUCAUCAUACCCGUUGAAGAAUUUGGGAAGCCAACAGCAUCAUCAUCAUCAUCAACAUCAACAGCCUCUUCAAAAUCAUCAUCAGCAACAAGUCCAUUCGGGGUUUGGGCCAAUGGGUGUGGUGAAUGUGUUGAGGAAUUCGAAGUAUGUGAAGGCAGCCCAAGAGCUACUGGAGGAGUUUUGCAGUGUUGGGAGGGGUCAGCUGAAGAGCUCAAGAUAUGGAAGGAACACAUCCAGCACAAACCCUAACCCUAGUGCUUCAACUGGCCCUCAUUCUAGUGCUAGUGCUGUUGGUGGGCCAUCUUCUUCUUCAAAGGAUCUCCCUCCUUUAUCACCAACUGAUAGGUUUGAACAUCAGAGAAGAAAGGCCAAGCUCCUAUCCAUGCUUGAUGAGGUGGAUCGAAGAUACAACCAUUACUGUGAGCAAAUGCAAAUGGUGGUGAAUUCAUUCGAUUCAGUAAUGGGUUUUGGAGCAGCAACCCCAUACACCUCCCUCGCACAAAAGGCCAUGUCGCGGCACUUUCGGUGCUUGAAGGAUGCGAUCACUGCACAAUUGAAGCACACUUGCGAGCUGCUUGGGGAUAAGGAUCCAAGCGGGACUUCGGGGGUCACUAAGGGAGAGACACCGAGGCUUCGGUUGCUGGAACAAAGCCUAAGGCAACAAAGGGCCUUCCACCAGAUUGGAAUGAUGGAGCAAGAAGCUUGGAGACCUCAGAGAGGCUUGCCGGAGCGUUCUGUGAAUAUCUUGAGAGCAUGGCUGUUUGAGCAUUUCCUUCACCCGUACCCAAGUGAUGCAGAUAAGCAUUUGUUGGCACGACAGACUGGUCUAUCAAGAAAUCAGGUAUCGAACUGGUUCAUAAAUGCCAGGGUGAGGUUGUGGAAACCCAUGGUGGAAGAGAUGUACCAGCAAGAGAGCCGAGAAGACGAAAAUGAAGAGAGAGAAACUACAAAUGAAGAGGAUCGUAAUAACAGCAACGUCCAAACAGCACAAACACCAACGCCAGGAGCAGGAGUAGCAGGGACAGGAACAGGAGGCCCAGGCAAAAGAUCCGAAAUCAAUGCCAACGACAAGGACCCUUCACACCUUACAAUCAAUAGGCACCGAUUCAUCUCGGAAAACCAAGUUACUGACGUGGGCAACAUCCUCGACGCUAAUGAGGUGGGCCAGAUGACGACCUCGGUGGGCCAUACCCACCCUUCUGACACAUGUGGGGUCAUGGAUGACACGUGCAGGAGGAGUGUGGUGGGGGAGUUUGGGACCACUGGGGGAAAUGGCUCGCCUGUUGGGUCCAGCCCACUUGUACGUUUUGGGACCACGGGGGAUGUGUCGCUUACGUUGGGACUUAGGCACGCUGGCAAUAUGCCCGAAAAGACCCGAUUUUCGGUUAGAGAUUUUAGUGGGUGUUAAUAAAAAGAAAAAAAGAAAGAAAAAAAAAAAA
Messenger RNA from Magnolia sinica, 2644 nucleotides. Its product is annotated as BEL1-like homeodomain protein 4. Gene Ontology annotation, biological process: regulation of transcription by RNA polymerase II. Gene Ontology annotation, molecular function: DNA-binding transcription factor activity, RNA polymerase II-specific; RNA polymerase II cis-regulatory region sequence-specific DNA binding. Lineage: Eukaryota; Viridiplantae; Streptophyta; Magnoliopsida; Magnoliales; Magnoliaceae. The record is from RefSeq and is a predicted model, not a curated record. The transcript is spliced from 5 exons. Bases 256 to 2613 code for a protein of 785 amino acids.